AUGCAAUUCUAUUUAGAAGAAAUCAAUAAUCUCAAACAGUCGUUAUCGGUGCUGGUAGCUGGAGAAAGGAAGUGGAUGACGGAAGUGGGAGGUGAAAAGUUGGGGGAUGAGAAAGGAAAAAGCAUCAUAGAAAAAACAUGGGGUAUAGUGGGUAUUCUAGAUGAAUGUAACACCGACUCUCCAAAUUUGGCCUUCGGGAGGUUCGGAAUUCUCACAAACCACUUUGGUAUCAUCAGCUCAUCAAUAACAAUCUCAGUGGAUGAAAUGCCAUAUCAGAUCAAUAUCAUGGAAGAUAUUUUUGAAUCCCUUAAUCUUAGUUCGGUUCUUACAUCCAAUGAUUUCUAUCAAAGGAUGUUGUGGUGGAAAGAAGAUAGCAUUGGGGAAAACGAAAGCCUAAAUAGUGAAGUUCCUAUUCAGUUAGAAGAGGAAAAUCUUUCACCAGAAUCAUCUCCGAUGAAGGCUCACUAG
Messenger RNA from Lactuca saligna, 468 nucleotides. NCBI's taxonomy places the organism in Eukaryota, Viridiplantae, Streptophyta, Magnoliopsida, Asterales, Asteraceae. The record is from the annotation of a GenBank genome assembly.